AAUUUAUUGCUAAAAUUUACGAUCAUCGUAUUACAAAAUUUUAUACUCAAGCAUUUCAUGUUAGAAUCAAAUAUUUUUUUCACGAUUUUAUAAAAGUGAAUUUUUGUUACAAUCAACUUUCAUAUUUUACAUAACAAUAAAACAACAUGGCAAUAAUAAUAUAAUGUCUUUAAUAUGAAUUGGAUCAGCAAUGCAGGGAUUCUAAUAACAUUUCUUCAAAAUGUUCUUUCUCAAAACCUACAUGGGUAUAAUUCUAAAAGAUUCCAACUUCGCCAAUUAAGAUCGUUUUAUGAGGAACGAUUUAAUUAUCGAGACAGUAAUAGAGAUUACGACGUUAGCGUUGAGCUAGAAAAUAUUAAAAAGUUAAAAUGUAAAUGCGUAUGUAAGAAUAAAUGCUCCGACAUACAGGUGACUCCUGUCCAAUAUCAGCAGCAAUCUUGCUGUCCGCCCGAGUGCUGUGUUGAUGGAUCCCGCUACCCUAAAGAUGAACGCUAUCCUGGGUACGACAGAUACCCAGGACAAAAAGGGUAUCCGGGGCAGGCUGGAUAUCCGGGUUUAGACGGAUAUCCGGGCUCAGGUAGAUAUCCGGGUCAAGGCGGAUAUUCGGGGCUAGAUCGGUAUCCGGGUCAAAAUGGAUAUCCGGGCCAAGAUGGAUAUCCAGGGCAAGUUGGAUAUCCCGACCAAGAUAGAUAUCCCCCGUACAAUCGACGUCCCGGGUAUGAUAAAUAUCCAGGAAUUGAUUAUGACCGCAACCUUUACCCCCAGGGUCCCUACUAUACAAGACCCUCUAGAUACCCUGAUAACAAUUUUUAUCCAAAUCAGAACCGUUAUCCUAAUUAUCCUCCAAAUUAUAAUCCAACAGCAAAACCAGACUCAUUUACAAAUUUUCCUUCCAUGAUUACCUUUACUCUUCCAAAACAUUAUUCUAUAUUCUUUCCUUGGAUGUCUUCUGCCUUUACGCCUAAUCAUAUCCAAACUACACCGACGUCCUCAAAUAAUAAAGAAGCAACUGCUAUCAAAACGGAAAUACCUUCAGUAAAAAUAGAGACAACUCCAGGAGUUAAUGUUGUAACGGCUUCAAAUGUUGUUACAGCUGUAACUGAUGUAACAACAGCAACAGCUGCAACCGCUGCAACAGCUGCAACCGCCGCAACACCUGUUACCGCCGCAACAGCUGCAACCGCCGCAACAGCCGCAACAGCUGCAACAACUGCAAGUGCAGUACCACAAACAACGAAACAAGAAGUAACACAACCUCAAGCUGAAAACACAACAGCCGUAUCAAAUACAACUACAGAAAAUACAGAAAUAGUUUCUAAAUCUACAGCCCCUUACAGAAUUGAGGAUGAGGUAGCAGAUGGUGGGAAGAAGCUCGCUUAUUACCGACAGAAUGAAAUGUGUUCAGGAGAAUAUUGUGACAACAAAUAUAAAAGAGUAGGAAAAUACAAUUUUAAUGAUCUACUUCCAAGGCCGACAGUUAAGAGUUAUUUGCGUGCCAAGAAUUCUUAUAUUGAACCUAUUCGCAGAAGAAAUAGUUUUGGAUCUAAAUUAAAUAUUCCGAUACCGGACAAAAUGGCGUUCAAAUUGAUGGAUAAACUACGACGUACAUAUUAAUGUAGGAAAUUCCUAAUUCAAGGGUAAAUUAAUAUCAUUAAGGGUGAAAAAAAUAAAUGAAAUAUGAAAUUUAUCAUGUUGUAUGACCAACUACCUGGAUUUGAGCUCGGAGGAUAUAGUUCGUGAUUUCACAUCCACAUAGAACUACGAUACAUGUAGGUAUAAUAUUUCAAAAAAUACAUAAAUCUUAUAGUUACAUGUUUCGUCAACAAAACUUAUUAUUAUGAUUAAAUAUUUCAAGAAGUCCUCUUUAUAA
Danaus plexippus (monarch butterfly) is the source of this 1870-nucleotide messenger RNA. RefSeq lists its product as uncharacterized. The transcript has 2 exons. The record is from RefSeq and is a predicted model, not a curated record. Bases 175 to 1614 code for a protein of 479 amino acids. Lineage: Eukaryota; Metazoa; Arthropoda; Insecta; Lepidoptera; Nymphalidae.